AUGGCGAUGAGGAGGUCAGUAACGGCCCUGAGCCAGACCGCCCUCGCUCCGAGCUCGAGGCCCGGCUGCCGUAGAAUCCGCCGCGCCGCGUGCUCCAGCGCGUGGCAGGACGGGGAGUCCGAGGCGGCGGUGCGCGACAUCGUUUGCUUCGGCGCCGGGAGCCUGGACGAGGUGGGAAGCAGUCUGGACCGCCUGAACCUGGCCUUCUCGCCGGCGCUGGUCAGGCGGGUGGUCGACUCGUGUAGCGAGAGGAGUGAUUCCGGCAGGAGGCUGCUCCGGUUCCUGUCGUGGUGCCGGUCAAAGAACCCUGGGGCAUUGGGGGACAGGGAGCAUGACAGGGCGAUUGCCGUGCUCGCGCAGAUGGGUGACCUCACCGCGAUGAGAAUCGCCGUUGGAGAUGGGGAGAAGGAUGGGCGGAGGAUGGCCCCGGAGACGUUCACUGCUGUGGUCGAGGCUCUCGUCAAGGCAGGGAAGGAGGAUGAGGCUGUUCGGUUGUUUAGAGGCUUGGAGAGGCAGAAAUUGCUGCCUCAGCAAAGUGUUGGUGCUGGAGGGGAAGGCAUAUGGUCAAGCAGCCUUGCCAUGGUCCAGGCAUUGUGCAUGAAGGGCUACGCUCGUGAGGCGCAAGGUGUUGUGUGGCACCACAAGAGCAAGCUCUCGACGGAGCCCAUGGUUAGCAUCGUUCAACGUAGCCUCCUCCAUGGAUGGUGUGUACAUGGAAAUGCUAAAGAAGCUCGGAGAGUCCUUGAUGAUAUCAAGUCCUCAGGCUGCCCACUAGGGUUGCCGUCGUUCAAUGAUUUUCUCAACUGUGUUUGCCAUAGAAACCUCAAGUUUAACCCUUCAGCUCUUGUUCCCGAAGCUAUGGAUAUUUUAACAGAGAUGAGGUCCUGUGGUGUCACCCCUGCUGCAUCCAGCUUCAACAUCUUGCUUUCUUGUCUGGAACGAGCCAGAAGAGUGAAAGAAGCAUACAGAAUCCUUUAUUUGAUGAGGGAAGGAAAAGAAGGGUGCUCGCCUGACUGGGUCAGCUACUAUCUCGUGGUUAAGGUCCUCUUUUUAACAGGGAGAAUUAUUAGAGGAAAAAGGCUCAUAGAUGAUAUGCUUGAAAAUGGGGUGCCUCCGACGGCAAAGUUCUUCCAUGGUCUCAUAGGCAUCCUUUGUGGAACUGAGGAAGUUGAUCAUGCUCUUGAUAUGUUCAAAAUCAUGAAGAGUUGUCAGUUAGUAGACACUCAUACGUAUGAUCUGCUUAUAGAAAAGCUUUGUAGGAACGGUAGUUUCGAGAUUGGAAAGGAGUUAUGGGAUGAUGCUACUAAGAGUGGCAUUGUGUUAGGCUGCUCAGAGGAUCUGUUGGAUCCCUUGAAGACACAAGUAUUCAGACCAGUUCGUCCUGCAGAAAGCCGGACUUCUGAGAACCAUAAGAGUUUGAAUGUUUCUUUUAUUUUGCUGACCUUUCCCCUUUCUAUAUUACAGUUCCGUUUUGAGUGCACAUUGAACUUUAUGGACACAUCUCAGGAGCAACAAGAUUUUGGUGUGCUACUGAAGCAGGGGGCUGAAGGAAGGGUAUUUGUUUCGACAUUUGUGGGGCAAAAAUGUGUAAUCAAAGAACGCUUUUCAAAGAAGUAUCGGCACCCAGUGUUGGACUCAAAGUUGACUCUAAAACGAUUGAAUGCUGAAGCUCGAUGCAUAACAAAAGCAAGACGGCUUGGCGUUCCUACACCAGUUCUGUAUGCUGUGGACCCUCUUCCACAUACAUUAACCUUUGAGUAUGUGGAUGGCUUGUGCGUGAAAGAUAUACUUCUUGGAUUUGGGUCAGACGGGAUUAAUGAGGAACGCCUCAAUGACAUUGCCACACAGAUAGGGAAUGCAGUUGGCAAACUACAUGAUGGAGGCCUUGUUCAUGGUGAUUUAACAACUUCAAAUAUGAUGAUCAAGAACAACACCAAUCAACUGGUUCUUAUUGAUUUCGGUCUGAGCUUUACAUCAGUUAUUCCCGAGGACAAAGCAGUGGACCUAUAUGUUCUGGAGAGAGCUUUGAUUUCCAUGCAUUCUUCAUGUGGGGAUGUGAUGGGAAAGAUCCUCUCAGCAUACCGAAAAGCUUCACGGCAGUGGUGCUCCACUACGAACAAGCUAGCCCAAGAGAACUAG
Lolium rigidum is the source of this 2139-nucleotide messenger RNA. Its product is annotated as pentatricopeptide repeat-containing protein At5g61370, mitochondrial-like. NCBI's taxonomy places the organism in Eukaryota, Viridiplantae, Streptophyta, Magnoliopsida, Poales, Poaceae. Bases 1 to 2139 code for a protein of 712 amino acids. The record is from RefSeq and is a predicted model, not a curated record. The transcript is spliced from 7 exons. Gene Ontology annotation, molecular function: protein serine/threonine kinase activity; protein binding; ATP binding. Gene Ontology annotation, biological process: protein phosphorylation. Gene Ontology annotation, cellular component: cytosol; nucleus; EKC/KEOPS complex.